AGUGAUAAAAUGAUAUUUCCACCACUGCCACAGGGAUGUAUUUGUUCACAAAUACAACUAAACACAUUUUACUUUCUGAAUUGAGUUUACAUACCUGAUUAUGCUGAUGUGACUCUGGCGCAAUAAUAAAAAUUCAUGUACAUCAGAGUAUCCUCAGCCCUUAGUUGGGCUGGAAAAACAAUGUAGUCUAACUUUAUCUCACAUCCUUCCUGUUUUCAACUUUCCUUCCGCAGUAGGUAGCCUGGAGCUCUAAAUUCUCCAUGAGCCAGCCACCAUUUUGACAUCAUCUACUGCAUGACAACAUGGCCUGUUUGAAACUGACUGUGUUUGUACCUAUGAAGGUAAUGUCUUUGACUAUUUUUAUGUCAUUUUUUUUCCUAUUUUUUAUUAAGACAGGAGUUUGCAUGAAGCAGACUGGCACUUGUAGGCCUAUAUGUGCUGGGGCUGACUGCAUAACUGUUAACCAGGACAGAGUGGAUUUUGAAACAGCUGAAGAAACAUGUCGUAACAGGAAUGGAGAAUUAAUGACAUUUCAGGCUGAGACGGAUGAGAGCCUUCUUGACAUUUUGAAUCAAGAAUUGUAUGGGAACUUCUGGAUUGGACUGCGUUUACCAGCUGACGCCUGCAGCAACCUUUCAGCUCCACUGAGAGGCUAUGACUGGACCUCUGUUGGUGUGCACAGGAACUUUAUUCCAUCCUUCAGCACCUGGAAAGAGAAUGUUAAAGUCUGUUCUCCACACUGUGUGUCACUUUCAAAUGAUCAAAAGUGGACCGAGAGGCUGUGCUCAGACAAAACUGAUGGGUUUCUGUGCAAAACAAACCACAAAGACGCAUGCCAGGUACAAGAAUUAUCAGAUCCAAAUGUUUUCCAGAGUUCUAAUGGCUGUUUAGAUGGUCCUUGUGAGCAUCAAUGCACAGUUGUCAAAGGAGGUUAUAUAUGCUCUUGUUUCAAAGGAUAUAUCCCAGAUAGUACGGACCCGAGGCAGUGCAAAAUACACUGUGCAGAGGAGAUUUGCCCUUUAUCAUGUGAGUCGCGUGAUGUAUGCUCCUGUCCAGAAGGCUAUAUAAAAAAUGAAGAUUAUUGUGAGGACAUUGAUGAAUGUUCGAUGCAGGAAUGUGAUCAAGAGUGUAAUAACACUUUUGGAGGUUUUUUCUGCUCCUGCCGGGAAGGAUACAUACUUAAAGAUAAAGUCAAAUGCGUCAAAUCGGGGGGCAGUCAACAUCUUGUCGACACCCCUCAGAUUGUCACAGGUUUUGUGCAGCCAACUGCUAAAAAUAAUACUCAGAAGGCCUCCUCUGCAUCUGCUGGUAGUUUUAUUUGGAUAUGGAUUUUUAUUGCUGUGGCUAUGGUGGUGUUAAUAUGUGUGGUAAGGUUGUAUGUUGUUAAACGUCAGAAGCACAGAGAGAGAAGUUCCAAUCAAAAGUCUGCUGCUGUUGACAACACUGACUGUUAAAUCCAGUCUAAAACACUACUAGCAUCGAUUCCACUGGUUGUAUAUAUUUACAGUCUGUGAGACUUGUGAACUUUGUACUCUGUUACAUUUAUCAGUGGGCGGCAGUUACUGUGGUUACUUGGACUAAGUGAGCUUUUACAAGCCAAAUGUAUGCUAAGCUUGUAAAUAUAUGAUUUAUGAUGUAACAUGAAACUAUUUAAAUUUGACAGAAAUGUGUUAAUUUGGCAAUGUUUCAAAUGAUUCAGCAUAUUUAGAGUAGUUUUUGCAAAGAGAAAGGAAACUAUAUCAAUAAAAAUAGAAAUUGAAUCAAAAUUUAAAUCAGUAACGGUAUGCAAAUGUAAGCAAUAACAUGUAAACUGUCAGCCAUUCUCAUUUUACAAGCUUAGCAUAACAUUUUGUAAAUAAAAUGUUAUUCUGCAAAGCAAUUCUCAGGUAAGACUGACAGAUAAAUGUGCAGAAGUCAAGGAAAAAGUAGUCUCACAAAAUGAAAAUCCUAUGGUAAAAGUGCCAGUUUUCUUGAAAAGUUACUUAUCUGAGAAUUGUAUGUAAGUAAUGUAAAUGUACUGAUACAUUCCAAUGCUGUCUCCUUCGUUAUAUAGACACUCAUAUUUGAGCAUAUGCUUGUUGUAAUUUUGGUGGUGUGACAUGAAAUUAAAGUAUGCAUUGAUUUAUUCAUGUAUAAUGGUCCAUGCUGUAUACUGUAAUCUUCUCUUAGAGUGCCAUCUACUGUGUUUUUGAACAAACUGCAAAGGAAGGUGGAAAAACCCAGCUAACGACACACAUGUCUUUAUCUUGAAAUCAUCUCCUGCAUUGAAGCACCUACAAGUGAUGUGCAUAAUUCUUCUUAGUGAAUCAUGUUGUAGAUAAUCAUUUGAUGAGAAUUUAUUGCUCAUUCCAGUACAGCAUUACAGUACAACAGGCGUUUUACCAAACAAUACAUUUCCAAAGGCAAAUAGGUCUUUUUAACAGCCAUUUUUGAUAAUAACCAUAAAUUGAUAAGAUAACACCUGUGCUUUUCACACAAUAACAAGUAAUAAAGUCUGCUGUGAAAAGGCCUGUUGCAUCAUUUAUAUGUUGUUAAAUGUUACAAUAUUUUUUAUAUAACUUUAUUUUUCAAAAUGCGAGGG
Molecule: messenger RNA, 2581 nt
Organism: Thunnus maccoyii (southern bluefin tuna)
Lineage: Eukaryota; Metazoa; Chordata; Actinopteri; Scombriformes; Scombridae
Product: thrombomodulin
Exons: 1
Coding region: 303-1454 (383 amino acids)
Biological process (GO): cell migration
Cellular component (GO): extracellular matrix; membrane; external side of plasma membrane
Molecular function (GO): calcium ion binding; extracellular matrix protein binding; transmembrane signaling receptor activity
Source: RefSeq, a predicted model, not a curated record